AUGGAUAUGUUUAAGGGCAUCGGAGAACAUUUGUACAAGCGGUUCGGACAACGCUGGCAAGGACAAGAUGUGAGGAAAUGCCAACGCCAGAUCGAGUCGGCGCUGAGUGAUAUCUCGGUUAUUCCAUUGGCAGAAGUAUUCUACCGUCUGGGGACUAGAAAUAGGGGCCUCCUCUGCUGGGAAGCAGCAAAGCGCCUCAAAGCAGCUGGUCCUAAUGUCCUCCCACGUGCGGUUCCUCCUCCUACAUGUUUUCUCUUCCUCCGUGGGUCUGUGAAUCCAUUCAAUGCCCUCUUAGCAUUUCUUGCGGUGAUAUCUGCGAUUUCGCCGUCACCUAGUUGGGAGACGGUCUCGAUCCUUCUGAUAAUGAUCAUCGUGUCUUCCGUCGUUCGCUUUCACCAGGAAUACCAAAGCUCUGUCGAGAUGUUCCGCCUUCAGUCCAACAGUGCAUCUAUGGUCAGAGUCCGUCGUCAGGUUAGCGUGAACGGUACGUUCGGUCAUCAUCGGGUUCACGAAACACUGGUGCCGGCGGCAGAGCUGGUCACUGGUGAUAUUAUAUUCAUCCACUCUGGUGAGACUGUUCCUGCCGAUUGCCGAGUCAUUGACUCGCAUCAUUUAAGAGUCAGUCAAGCGGUUUUAUCAGGUGAAAGUGUUGCUGUGCGAAAGGCCCCGUGCCUCUCGAAGCACAGCGACAGCUAUUUGCUCUUAGACCGUGAGAACAUUGUCUUUAUGGGUUCGACAGUCGCUUGCGGAAAUGCCGUUGGAAUAGUGGUAGCGACAGGGAGCCGCACGUUCAUGUCCAGUAUUGCGCAGGCCCUGAAUAAUAAGCGACCUCCAACCGCUUUCGAGCUCGGGGUUCGCAACGUUAGUCUGGUUCUGUGUAUGUUCAUGUUGACGAUGGUUCCUAUAAUUUUUACAAUGUCAAGACGUGCAACUGGAAGCUCUGCCAGAGCCGCUUUAUUUGCCAUCAGCGUUGCAGUUGGGCUUGUUCCGGAAAUGCUUCCUGCUAUUGUCAAUGCUAAUCUCGCUCGUGGUGCCCUUCUCCUAUUGAAGAAGUGUGUAAUUGUAAAGCAUCUAUAUGCUGUGCAAAACCUAGGGGGUAUGACUGUCCUGUGUUCUGACAAGACUGGAACCAUAACCACAGACAAGCUCACUGUAUCACACUGCGCAAAUGCACAAGGGAUUCCCGAUAUGCAUGUAUUCUGCUUAGCUUACAUCAAUGCAGCCUGCCAACUUCAGAUCGCCGAUGACAUUGAUCAUGCAGUCCUCCGUGCUCGCGGACAGUAUUCCCAACCGCCACAUAUCCCGUAUUAUGAAACUGUCGAGGUGAUUCCUUUUUCCUUUGAGCGCCGACGGUCAAGCUGCAUAAUCCGAAACUCGGCCAAUCGUCUUGUUUUGAUCUGUAAAGGGGCCUAUGACGAGGUCAUGGCCCUUUGUACCCAUGUACGCUUCGGUGCUGUCCAUACUGAUCUCGACAUGUCCACUCGUGAACGGGUCGCACAUCACGUUAGACAGGUGACAUCUCGUGGAUAUAGGGUCCUCCUCAUCGCUGCGAAGACUAUUGAGGCAACCUCUCUGAACCAAGGCGAAGUCCACGAGGGACUCGAGAACCAAAUGACUCUCGAAGGUUUAAUUGCCUUCUCACAGCCGGUCAAGGAAGAUGCAGCUUCGUCCAUCCAUCAGCUUCAGGACCUUGGCGUCGAGCUGAAGAUACUAACGGGCGACAGUCUCGAGCAUACUCUGCGAGUAUUCCACGAGCUUCGACUUGGCCAUAGAUUCGAGGGCAGUGCUCCAGCCAUUUCCGGACUGCAGCUAGACGAAAUCAAUGAUCCGCGUGAGCUCGACAUGAUUGUCAAAGGGACGAUGCUGUUUUACAAACUGACCCCGGGGCAAAAGGGCCAUGUGGUUGAGUCGCUUCGCCGGCAAGGAAGCUCUGUCGGCAUGCUUGCAGAUGGAGUAAACGACUGCGUCGCCCUUCGCUCGGCGGAUGUGGGCAUCACGGUGGACACAGCAGCCUCGGCUGCCAAAGACUCUAGCGAUGUGAUUCUUGCUACGAAAGAUCUACGUAUUCUUGUCGAUGCCGUCACCGUCGGCCGCAUUGCUCACGGAAAUACUGUGAAAUACAUUAAAAUGGUCACGUCGUCUAAUUUUGGGAAUGUAUUCAGCGUCCUAAUCGCCAGUAUUUGGCUGCCAUUUGAGCCCAUGACUAGUCUACAACUGCUCUUCCAAAAUCUGCUGUAUGAUAUCAGCCAGAUUGCAAUUGCCUGGGAUAGUGUCGACGAGGAAUAUCUUCAAUUGCCUCAGAAUUGGAACGUCUCUGAAUUAAUCCGAUUCAUGCUCGUCUUCGGUCCCACUAGCUCAAUAAUUGAUGUCUGUACCUUCUGUCUGGGGGUUUAUUACUACGGACUCAAUGUAGCAGACGACCCAAUGCGCGUUUCGAUGUUCCGUACACACUGGUUUUUACAAGGAUUACUUACUCAAACAUUGAUCAUUCAUUUCUACCGGACAGCAAAAGUCCCAUGGUUUCAGAGUCGACCCUCCAAGGCGCUGUCAUUGUCCAUUGCUUGCAUCAUGACUAUCGGCUUGCUUAUUCCUUACAUCGGCCCUAUCCGGAAUACACUGGGUAUGGUUCGUCCGGCGAACACGUUUCUGCUGUUUCUGGUUGCUGAGCUUCUUGGAUAUUGCAUUGAAGUUCAGGUUCUGAAAUCCUUAUACAUCAAGCUUUUCGGUGCUUGGAUUUGA
This is a messenger RNA of Aspergillus tanneri, 2739 nucleotides long. RefSeq lists its product as uncharacterized. Gene Ontology annotation, biological process: monoatomic ion transmembrane transport; magnesium ion transport. Gene Ontology annotation, cellular component: membrane. NCBI's taxonomy places the organism in Eukaryota, Fungi, Ascomycota, Eurotiomycetes, Eurotiales, Aspergillaceae. The transcript is spliced from 11 exons. Bases 1 to 2739 code for a protein of 912 amino acids. Gene Ontology annotation, molecular function: P-type magnesium transporter activity; ATP binding; ATP hydrolysis activity. The record is from RefSeq and is a predicted model, not a curated record.